GGCGAUGAAGUUAUCUUAUUACCUACAAAAUGAAACGAAUAACACCAACAGAAUAUGAAAAAUACACUUACCUUCCAUACGUCAGGCUCUGAUAAUAAAGCGAUCAAACAAAUGUCUAUUUAUGAAAUUGCUUGUUUCCACUUGUGUAAGGGGUGAUAUUACGACUCAUAAUUAUAGGUGUUUGAAGGGUUGCUACCAAUUUCUUUGUGGUAUUCCAGACCGCCUGUGGAUGAUCCAAAUUCAUCUGCAACGCUACGUGUUUCUAAAGGAUCUAAAAGCUAGAAAAAAUCGAUAUGCAGGACACCUGGAAUAUUUUCCUUCCUUCCAGUAUGUCUGACUAUAUUUAUUUCGAUCGAAUAAACGUUCUUUAUGGAGAUUAGACCUAUUAAAUGAAGAAAAAUGUUCCCUAGUUGUGUGUUAAAAACGAUACGAAACGGUGUGUGUCAAAGAAGCUUGAAUUACCGUUAAUCUUCAUCUUGAAGUGUGCCCCGAGUUAUUAUACUGUGCAAAAAGUCGCUGAGCCCCUCCCAUUGCCUUGUACUUCGUCCAGGUACAAAAGUUUGUGGAGUUACAUCUCUGUGAAAGACCGAUGGGCAUAUUACUGAAAAAGAUACCUAGCUGGAGAUAGAUGCUAUGGAGAGUUGUGUUUUUGAUUGAUUGACCAAUAUCGCUUAAGCUACUUCCUUUGGAGUCUAAUUAUUCUGAAAAGGGAUAUAUCUGAGCUGAUAGCCACCUGUAAGCAUAUCCAAAGCAAUGGUUUGACAGCUGCAUAUGGUGAUGCCAGUUUUCACGAGCCUUUUUACUAUUCUGGGAAACCUAUUUCUAUUGAGUAGAAGUGCUCUAUGUGGUUUUGCGUGCUUAUGUUUUUUAAUUUACCAGGUGUCUGUAUAUCAUAUUUUCCAAUUUCACUGCAUUUUCGUCAAAUUCUGCGUUAGUUUUCCUUUCAGCCCUCCGAAAAUUAACUUCUUAUCGAGAUUUAUCAAUUAACGGUGUUCUUUCCUUUCAUUUCUAUGUAAUUCGGAGCGAUGGCGUGUUAACCCAUGCAAAGGAUUUUCCUCUUAAAUGAAUAAUCAAAAACAAAGAUAAUGUCGAUUUUCACAAAAUUAAUCUGCAUUGAAUCUGUUAUUUGAGUCUGCUUUAUUUUAUUACCUCUAAUUGUUUUUAAUACCGGUAUUACAUUCUUUACAAUUUAAUACCUUUGUAUCGCUGGAGCUAUAGGACCACUCCAAACGGCAUUUCAUAUUCUUUCCGAUUAAUUUGAAUAUUUUCACCUUAUUCUUUAUGCCUUUCAGUAACCCUUGACAGAAAAUAAAUUAAAGGCUCUUUCAGCAAUGUGAUUCUCCAUUCAAGAGGUUUUUGAUUUCUUUGUAUUGAUGAGAAUGUUCUCACCUUUUUAUUAUUAUUUCUUUAGACGGUGCUUCUAUUAGUUAUUUUCAUAUCUUUUCUUUUGAAAUGGCCCUUUUAAGGCAUUUGAAGAUAAAUCUUGGUGGUGGAUGUGAGCUUUUGUUCAAUAACCGUUCCGAGAUACUUCUGGAGGACAGCGUACCAGAGGGUGCGUCAUUGAAGGAACUCGUACAGUACUUAAAAACCCAUUGCCUGGCAGAACGACCGGAUCUUUUUGUAAACUCAACUGGUAUGUCUGUUCGUCCUGGAAUUUUGGUUCUUGUGGAUGGCUGUGAUGCGGAGAUAAUGGGCGGCAUGGAUUACAUUCUUGAGGAAGGCAAUACAGUCGAUUUUAUUUCUACUCUCCAUGGAGGAUAACUGCAGAUAUUGAGCUAAUGAUUGUCAUGUGAUAUUUUCCCAUUCGCUUUUUUUUCUUUACCAACUACAUGUGUUUUGCGUUUAUUAUUAUAUAGCUUAUUCGGGGUUGUGUAACCAAAACAUUCGAGAUGUAGUGAAUAAUUUCUUAUUCCAUCACCACUUCAAUGGGGCGGAGCUAACUUCCUGUUGUCUAAGGCCCCCAAUGCGUUUGUAAUAAUUAUAUAUAUAUAUAUAUAUAUAUAUAUCAACGGUUCAUUUUGUUACACUUACAACAUUGUAUGCGACCAAUAAUCAUGCGACACAGAAUACAAACGAGUACAUUUUCCAAGGGUAUGCACAAGUCUAUCUUUUAAUAAGUUGGUAAUGGUUAUGAUAUAUCCUAAUUGAUUCAAAGACCGAAGGAAUUUGAGAGGCAAGGAAAAGCUUGAUAUAAUACUCAAGCCUGCAACAGAAAUCUUUUAAUUUAUCUCAGGGAAGGUUGUUUUGUGUCUAAAAAGGUACCUCUCUGCUCACCAUACAUCUUACUUAAAUGCACCUGAGGAAGAUCAAAGGGAUAAUUAUUAACUCAAAUAAAGUGUCUAAUUGAUAUUUCCCUUUGGAUUGGUCACAAUAGCCUAGUAUAUGUGCUUACAUUGGGGAGUAGUUGACAAUACAAUCUAACGUGGAUAUUUUUCCAUAUAUAUAUAUAAUGUGUGUCAAAGUUUAUUGUUUUUACAUUUACACACAUUUUUGCAUUGCGUGAUCCGAAAACACCAAAAUAGACUUAGGUGACUAGAAGAUAAUGCUUUCCUGUACACUACUUCUGUUGGGCCGUGGUCAGUACAAAACACGGCUGAAGAAGCGUAUGGUUGGGUUCAUUCCCAAAGUCAUACCUCGUAAGAUUCGAAACAACACUAUCGCCUUUCGAAGUGAGGCUAACACAGGUCAUAUAGAGGGGCAUAUCAAGACGGAAAGCGAGCGGAUGGAUAUGACUGGUCGUAAGAUUCAAAAGGUCAUGUGGGACCCUGUUCUCCAAAGAUACAUGCUCUUCAAGGAAAGCAAGCUAAGAGGUCCCUUUAUGACCAAGGCGUGCAUUGUCCGUAAUUUUAAUUUUCCCACUAACGCCAAGGAUCAAUUAGGAUCAAAUGAAAAGAAAAAAGUGUAA
Molecule: messenger RNA, 2905 nt
Organism: Phytomonas sp. Hart1
Lineage: Eukaryota; Euglenozoa; Kinetoplastea; Trypanosomatida; Trypanosomatidae
Source: the annotation of a GenBank genome assembly